GGGGAUGGCGGCUGCAGCCUCGGGUCCCUCCCUCCAAGUCGCUCUGGUACUUCCUUCCAGUGUGGAAAUCGAUCGGUUGAAGUUAUGCAUUUGACCUGCAAGAGCCACGCUGCCGGUGCUUCGGGGAUCUUGUGAACUGGAACGGGAAAGGAGCCCGCCGGCAGGUGGAAUGGAGCAGCCAUGAACGGCGAUGCCCUGUGCCAGGAGCCCUCCUCCCCGCUCCCCGACUGGAGGGAGUUCUGCAAGCUGCACGCCCAGGCAGCCGCCGUGGACUUCGCCCAGAAGUUCUGCCAGUUCCUGAAGGAGAACCCCCACUACGACACCCCCGGGGCAGAGACCUCCUUCUCCCACCAUUUCACCGCCAACUUCCUGGACAUCUUCAGCCUGGAGGUCAGCCGGGUGUUCGUGUCCGACUCGCCCACCAAGUACAACAUCGUGCCCUUCGUGGGGCUGCAGAACUGCCACGUCCCCUACGGGCGGGAGGUCACCCCGAGGAAGGAGGAGACGUCCACGGAGUCUCUGGACAGCAUGGACGCCCCGCUGGGCGCCAGCCGGUACCUGACCCCAGCCCAGCAGGUGCAGGCUCACAAGGUCUCCUCCUACGGGCAGUCCCGCAGCUCGGAGGACGUCUCCAUCCACGCCGCUGCCAAGCCCAAGUUCAAGAAAGGCUUCUCCCUGAGGAACAUGAGCCUGUGCGUGGUGGAUGGCAUGAAGGAGAUGUGGCACCGCAAAUCCUCUCCGGAGCCGGGCGCCGAGGCCGCUCUGGGCGGCCGCAGAGCCGACAGGGAGCCGUGGCCGGCCGGGGGCAAGGAGCCUGGGGACCCUCGGGAGAAAUGGACACACAAGCUGCGCCUGUCCAAGGUGCCCUCGUCCAAGGUGGAGCUGGUGGACAUCCAGAGGGAGGGGACGCUGCGCUACAUGGUGGCCGAUGACACGAACUGUGUGGGGAGCUCGCAGUGGCAGAAGUGCCGCCUCCUGCUCCGGAAAGCGGUGAAGGUGGAAGGAGAGAGGUUCCUCCUGGAGUUUUAUGUCCCUCCAAAGGCUUUCUUUUUUAAGGUGAGCAUCUCGCUGUCGGCCAUCAUCGAGGUGCGCACCACCAUGCCCCUGGAGAUGCCUGACAAAGACAACACCUUUGUCCUAAAGGUGGAGAACGGGGCAGAGUACAUCCUGGAGACCAUCGACUCCCUGCAGAAGCACUCGUGGGUGGCUGAUAUCCAGGACUGCAUCGACCCUGGGGACAGUGGGGAUGACAUUGAGCUGGUGUCCUGUGCACAAGGACCCUGUCUUCCAGGCAGGACAACCUCGUCCAGCUGUGAGUUCCUGAAUGAUGAGGUACCCAGGCCACCAGACAGAUGUGCCCUGCCCAGCGCUCACAACACUGCCAUGGCCACCUCUGUCCCUGUGCCCCACAGCCGGGGCAGGGACUCCCUGGGGGAGCUCCUCACCCACGUCCCACUGGAAAGUUUCCUGCAGACGCUGGAAUCCUCCCCCACCGCUGGUGGGCACCUCACAGGGGAGGACAGCGAGGCUGAGGCAGAGAUCAACCUGUCUGACUUCCCCUGGUUCCAUGGGACUCUGUCACGGAUCAAGGCAGCCCAGCUGGUGCUCUUCGGGGGCGCCCGCAGCCACGGAUUGUUCGUCAUCCGGCAGAGCGAGACGCGGCCAGGGGAGUAUGUGCUGACCUUCAACUUCCAGGGGAAAGCCAAGCACCUGCGGCUGUCACUGAACGAGAGCGGGCAGUGCCACGUGCAGCACCUCUGGUUCCAGACCAUCUUUGACAUGCUGCGCCACUUCCACACGCAUCCCAUCCCGCUGGAGUCGGGCGGCGCGGCCGACAUCACCCUCCGCAGCUACGUGGUGGCCCAGAGCCCACAGCCCGACACCGGCCCCCCGCCACCCCUCGUGUCGCAGCCCCCCAGCUGCCGGGUCGACCUGCCACCUCCACACUACUUCUGCAGCACAGCACCCACAGGCCCACCGGUGCCAACACCCGCUGAGGGGGUGGCCGUGACCCCCACUGUCCCGGUGCCCGCACCCUACCACCGGCUGGAGGGUGCCCUGGGCCCCCGGAGCCGCAGCGACAGCGCCGAGCGCCGGCCGGAGCCUCCUGCCACCGGUGCCGAGGACUACCACGAGGCUGACAGCGCCCGGAGCCGCACCCGGGCGGUGGAAAACCAGUACUCCUUCUACUGAGCCCCCGUGUGGGGCUGCAUGGUGCGGGGAGCGGGGCAGCCGUGCCCCUCGCCGCUGCACCGGCCUCACCACCUCCUCCUGCCACCACCAGCCACCCAGCCGGGAUGUCCUCCUCGCUCCUGCUGCUUUUGGGAGCUGUGUCAGCGGUGGGUAAUGUCCCAGCUGGACCUGGCGCCAGCCCCAGGGUUGGGGUAGUGUUGGAGGUGUGGGAGGCUGAAAGAGUCAGUGCCAUUUUAGAGCUUGCAGCCUCUUCUCCUUCCCUCCGGACCAAGAGCUUUCCCAGGGCUGAGCUGGGCUCCCUGCAUCUCCUCCUGGGUGUGACCAUUGUGGGAUGGCACCCGAAGCUGUGACAGGCUCCAUCCUCCAGCCAAAGCACCUUGGCAUGUCCCCUGUGGGGCGAGAGCCCAGCAUGGCCAGCAUCCUUCUGGCACCAUUGCCCUGCAAACCAGCUGCCGAGGGACUUUUGGGAUGAGCAUGGAAAUGUGUCAGAUGUCCAUGCAGAAACUCUUCUCACACACAUGGAGCACUGAGAGGGUGCUGCUGCAGAGGCCUGAGGGUUUAUCUGGGCUGGCUUUUGGGCUCCCUCUGGGGCACGUGUUUCCUACCCUCUGACAGAAGAAGGUUUUUGUCCAAAGCUUAAUGAAUUGCAUUCAAGGAAGGGUU
Molecule: messenger RNA, 2856 nt
Organism: Lonchura striata (white-rumped munia)
Lineage: Eukaryota; Metazoa; Chordata; Aves; Passeriformes; Estrildidae
Gene: SH2B2
Product: SH2B adaptor protein 2
Biological process (GO): antigen receptor-mediated signaling pathway; intracellular signal transduction
Cellular component (GO): plasma membrane
Molecular function (GO): transmembrane receptor protein tyrosine kinase adaptor activity
Source: RefSeq, a predicted model, not a curated record